Messenger RNA from Drosophila rhopaloa, 687 nucleotides. RefSeq names its product GTP-binding nuclear protein Ran-like. Lineage: Eukaryota; Metazoa; Arthropoda; Insecta; Diptera; Drosophilidae. Gene Ontology annotation, cellular component: cytoplasm; nucleus. The transcript has a single exon. The record is from RefSeq and is a predicted model, not a curated record. Gene Ontology annotation, biological process: ribosomal subunit export from nucleus; protein import into nucleus. Gene Ontology annotation, molecular function: GTP binding; GTPase activity. Bases 1 to 687 code for a protein of 228 amino acids.
AUGGAAUUUAGGCCCAACUGGGCAAAAAAUCAGACGUACAAAUGCCUUCUGCUGGGGGAUUCUGGCGUAGGCAAGUCCACUUUCCUGCGUCGCCAUGUCACCGGAAAGUUCACGGAGCAGCAUGUGCCCACCAGGGGUCUCCUCGUGCACACGCUUCUGCUGCAGGCAGAUUACCAAGCGGUGGCACUAGAGCUCUGGGAUGUGGCGGGCAAUGCCAGGCAUGGGGGUCUGCAAAAUGGGUACUACUUCCAUGCCAAGUGCGCCAUCGUCAUGUUCGACCUGAGUGUUGAAUCCUCGGCUAUAAGUGUGGUGCAGUGGCUCCGCCAAUUGGAGGAUAUAUGUGGCCCUGAAAUUCCGGUGGUUAUUUGUGGAAACAAGGCGGACUUGAUGCCAAUGCCAUUGAAUUUGCUUUAUCGUCGUCGCAGUCGCUUGGACUACUGUGAGAUUUCUGCACGAGCCGCUUGGAAUCUAGAUGAGCCACUGAGUCUCCUCUGUCGGAGAUUGCUAAACAAAUCCAAUUUGGUGUUGAUUUCCCAGCCGAUCCUCAAGCCAUUGCCUGGUUGUGUGCUGGACGAGCAAAAGAUCCGACGGCGAGUAAAGGACAUAAGGAAGAAUGCUCUUUCGGAGAAAGAUGGGGAAGUGAGACUACGAACGGCAACCAAAGGGCAGCGCAUCGUCCUAAAUUGA